UCUUGUUCUGACAGGCACAGGAAAUACAAUCGUCUGGCGUGUGCGCAUGCUCAAAUAGUUUCCAACAAAAACAAACGAAAAUACUUAUUCGGAGUUUUAUCGUAUUUAAAUCAACAUCAGAAUGUCUUACAGAGAUUUGCGAAACUUCACUGAGAUGAUGAGGGCACUAGGAUAUGUGCGCCUGAUUUCUAUGGAAAAUUUCAGAAACCCAAACUUUCCCUUAGUUGCUGAAGUUCUCAAAUGGCUGGUUAAGAGAUAUGAUCCGAGCGCAGAUAUAAAUGGGGACACAGACACUGAACAAGACAGAAUCAUCUUUAUCAAAUCUGUAGCAGAAUUCAUGGCAACAAAAGCUCAUAUUAAACUGAAUACAAAGAAGUUGUACCAAGCUGAUGGUUAUGCUGUUAAAGAACUGAUCAAGGUCACUUCAGUUCUCUACAACGCCAUGAAAACUAACACAGCAGAUCAAGCCGACCUGGCCGAGGAGGAAGAUAGCACACCCAUGUCGUUCGACAUAUCCUCCAGGAUAAGUGAGUUGAAAGAAGCUCGUAGAUUGGCAUCAGAGAUCACAUCUAAAGGUGCUGGUCUCUAUGAUCUACUUGGCAAGGAAGUAGACCUGAGGGAACAAAGAACAAUAGUGAUAGCCAAGCAGCUGGAGAUCAAUGAAGUAGAGACCAGUCUCGGAGCAUCUAUAAAGGCUGUAGAGAAUGAGAUCCGAAAGACAUUAAACAUGUUGGAUAAUGUAGCAUCAGAUGAAGCAAAUCUUGAAGCGAAGAUUGAGAAGAAGAGAAAUGAAUUGGAGAGAAACCAGAAAAGAUUACAGACCUUACAGAGUGUUAGACCGGCAUAUAUGGAUGAAUACGAGAAAUUAGAAGAAGAUUUACAGAAACUUUACGAUGCCUAUCUUAUAAGAUUCCGCAAUCUCACCUACCUAGAAUCCCAGUUAGAGGACUAUAAUAGGGUGGAACAAGAUAAAUUUGAGGAGACAGAAACAGCUUUAAAACAAAUGGCUAACAGAUUAAAGAGUGAAGAGAAGGAGAAUCUCUUCCUUGACCAUAGAGAAGAAGGGUCUGAUGAUGAUGAUGAGAGUUCAGGCAGUGAAGACGAUGAUGAUGAUGAUGACCUUGGAGGUGGAGGUCGGCCCAUUGCCAGGAGAAACAGACCAGAUGCUGGUUUAUCAAUGCAGACAGCUGCAGGAGCUGGAGGUCGUGUCAAGGGUAACAUGAUGGGUGAUAUAAGUGAGGAGUCGGACGACUCCGGAGAUUCGGACAUCGAUCUGGAUGAAGAUGACCAGGAUGAUGAUGACGACGAUGAUGACAGUGAUGAUAUUGAAAUGCCGACUAAAAAUGUCAGCAGGAGACAACCAAAACCAACAGAUCUGAACGAUAGUGAUAAUGACUUUUAAUGAUAUAAAGACUGACUUAGUUAUCUCCCCUUUAAGUGAUAACAUUGAUAAUCUGAAAACACAUUAGUUUGCCAGUCAGCAGUUGUAAUUAAGUUUAUUCAUCUUUUGACAUAGCAUUGAUUGCAUUUAACAUUGUUGUGCAAGAAGCACAAUUAAAAUUUGUAACAAAUCAGAAAUCAUGUAUCUUUAAAAGGGUACAAAAAGACUGUACACGUGUAAGUAGCUGAAGCUAUUUUUAAGUGAUCUGAUAUCCAAAUUAAGUGUUGAAGAAAUGAUUCAAACAUUCCGUCCAUAAGUUAUUUAUUUAUAUUGUAGCUGUAUUAUCAUGUUAGAGAAUUAAAUCUCAUCAUGAACAUCA
This is a messenger RNA of Mercenaria mercenaria, 1760 nucleotides long. Its product is annotated as clusterin-associated protein 1-like. The transcript has 13 exons. Bases 122 to 1402 code for a protein of 426 amino acids. Gene Ontology annotation, cellular component: intraciliary transport particle B; cilium; centrosome. NCBI's taxonomy places the organism in Eukaryota, Metazoa, Mollusca, Bivalvia, Venerida, Veneridae. The record is from RefSeq and is a predicted model, not a curated record. Gene Ontology annotation, biological process: cilium assembly.